Cooperia oncophora is the source of this 534-nucleotide messenger RNA. Lineage: Eukaryota; Metazoa; Nematoda; Chromadorea; Rhabditida; Trichostrongylidae. The record is from the annotation of a GenBank genome assembly.
UUGAUAUCUAGUAUUUUAUUCUUAUUUUUAAGGGUCACCGUUGAUCAAUCAGAAACGCUGCCAGAAAAGAAGAAAGCAGAGUUGAACGAGAACAUUCAGAUCAUAGAGUAUGGAGAAGUUCCUCGGGACGUUCCUCUUCAAAUGCUGACCACGUACCCUCAAGGAGCCGGAUUUCCAUUCUUCACAUGGGCACAGCUUUUCUUCACUACUGCUGAUCAAGAAAUUGUCGGGUGGUUCAAAGGAACUGGUGAUUUUGGCAAACCGUCAAUUUACUCGCAACAAGAUAUUUCAAAAAUGAUGAAGCCUCUUCCAUACGUCACACUCAGCAAGGUGCAUGAUUGUUUGGAUAAAAUCUACAAAUUCUUAACGAAGAACGAUCCAGCAUUCCGUUGUGGUUUGAUAUGGAAGGGUAAAAAUCAUCUGGAAAUUUUCGCCAAGGAUCCUGAGUCGGAUGGAGGAAUUUCCAGCGGCGUACGUGAGUUUCUAGCCACACAAUGUAAAGAUGUCGUGGAGGACGGUGAAGCAAAAGAAUGA